AUUAAAAAAAAUUAGUUUCUUAUACAUUACCCGAAGGCUUGUGAGAGGUCGGGAUGAUAUGCAUUGUAGGCACACUCCUUUGAUAUCUAGACGUUCGUGCAUGUGGUUAAUUAUAAUGUCCUAUUCAUAGAUCUGGGUUUUUUUUCUUCAUUCGAUUACUGUUUGUUAUUUUUGUCGUGUUCAUUUAUAUCGGCCUCCACUAUCAUUUUAACACCAAAGCAUUCAACAGUCUUUGUUUUUCUACAAAUCAAUCGUGGUUUCAGCAUGAUAGCUUACAUAACAACAAAUCUCCCAAAGGAAUUACAGGAGUUUCCAGAUUUCCCCUAUCCUAAGGAAUGGACAACAUCUUAUAUCACACGACAGCAGUACCAUCAAUACCUCAACAUGGUCAUGGAUAGCUACAAGCUGAGACCCUACAUACGGACCCACACCUUCGUUCGAGACGUAAGGCCAUUCAAAGACCAAGAUAAUAGCCUUUGUAAAUGGACUGUCACAUUUUCUCCAGUGAACAAGUUAUCUGAGGUCAAAACGGAAGUGUUCGAUUCUGUUCUUAUAUGUAAUGGUCACAACAGUAAACCGUACACUCCGAAUAUCCCUGGAAUGGAAUUGUUUGAGGGAAGAAUGAUUCACAGUAAAGAGUUCAGACACGAAGAACAUUUUGAUGGACUUUGUGUUGCAAUCCUUGGUUGUAGCUUUUCAGGAGAAGAUAUUUCAAUGCAUGUAGCAAAGUUUGCCAAAAAGGUCUUUGCAUGCCACAGUCGGGAUCCUAAAGAAUUCCCGCAAUCUUUCCCAAAAGAAAUAGGACAAAGGCCUCCUUUCGUUCGCAUGACGAAAGAUUCAGUGGUUUUUCCGGAUGGUUCUUCAGAAAAAGUGGAUGCCGUCAUAUUCUGUACAGGAUAUCGUUACUCAUUUCCUUUCUUAAAAGAUGACAUGAUAACGAUUAAAGAUGAACGCGUUCAGCAAAUAUACAAACACAUGUUUCAUAUUGAUUAUCCAAACUUGAUUUUUUUCGGAAUUGCUAAGGCGUUUUUAUACAUUCCUAUGUACCAUGAAAUGGCAAAACUUGCAGUUUUGGCGUUAGCAGGAAAAGUGAAAUUUCCAUCCAAAGAGGUAAUGAGGACAGAGAGUGAAGCUGAUUUUCAGUCUCGUUUAAAGGAAGGAAAACCACCCUCUUAUGCUCAUUGCUUCGGGGAUUUUGGAAGACAAUUUCGCUACAACGAAGAUCUCGCAAAAUUAGGAGGUUUUGAUCCUCUCCCGCCAGUUCUCGAAAUGAUUUUUCUGGACAUCGCAGAUGAAAGACACAUGAAUCUUCCGCAUUGUAACGAGAUUAGUUAUCGCGUUACUGGGCCUAAAUCUUAUGUUUGCUUAAACCCGGAAAAGAUCAGAUCAAGAGAAUCAAGAGCUGAAAACAUUGUUAAAGACUGAUGAAUCAAUUAUUAUUGUCAUGAAUUUUAUUUUUUUACUUGUUAACUACAUUUCUUGAUUUAAGUCCUGAUAAAGUUCUUUGUAAUACAUGUAUGUGUUUUCGUUCUGCUCUCAUCAGAAAUCUUUUUUACAUGUCACAUUGUAAUAAUUAUAAUAUUAAAGUACGUUGUGAGUAAAAGCACUUAUUUAGCUCCAAAGUAAGAGUAGGAGUAACACGUAUUUAAAAAAUAGUAUUUAGAUUUUGUUUGUUUUCUUAGUUUAGUUUGACAGGAUGGGAAAGGGCUUGAAGAGUAAUUUUAGAUCAUUUUUGUAAACGGCACCAUCAUCUAGUUUUCAGAAAGGUACAAACAUAAUCAAUUCAUGCUUAAAGUGAAAUAUGUACAAAAUAUCCAAGAUUUAGUCAGGUUAUACUUCGUUUCUUAAUUUUUAUUUCUAUAUUCACAGAGUAAUGUUACAUAUAUCGAUAAAUGUAUAUUGCUAUUAAUAUUACCUUGAUUCAUGAACCCAAGCCAAUAUCACAAUAAAUUUUUGUGAAUCAUUUUUUUUUUUUUUUUCACUUUUUUCUUUUUAUAUCAGGUAUGGUAUCGUUGCAUUGUCAUUUUCCCAUGAAUCAAUCUUUACACUAUUUUUUUCUGUUACACAUUAAUUUUGUGUCAGAUUCAUAGCUUUUGCUUUUUUAUUUAAACUCUUCUUGAACAUAGCUAUUUGUUUUCUAUUUAGUUCAACUAAGUCACUUGCGCACUUGCAUCUUCUACAUGUAGCUACGUUUCUGGGGGAAAUUUAAAAGGACAGAAUACGUUCAGUUAAAUAUUUCAACGAGAAUUAGCAUAUACUCAUUCUUUUGGUGAGAUCUUUGUCACUGCAUGAUUACCUGAAAUAAUAUUCUGAUGGUUGAAAUUUGAAAUGACAUUUUUCAAUAAAACUUAUCAGUUUUA
Saccostrea cuccullata (small rock oyster) is the source of this 2360-nucleotide messenger RNA. Its product is annotated as trimethylamine monooxygenase-like. Bases 265 to 1425 code for a protein of 386 amino acids. NCBI's taxonomy places the organism in Eukaryota, Metazoa, Mollusca, Bivalvia, Ostreida, Ostreidae. The record is from RefSeq and is a predicted model, not a curated record. The transcript has 5 exons. Gene Ontology annotation, molecular function: NADP binding; flavin adenine dinucleotide binding; N,N-dimethylaniline monooxygenase activity.